Messenger RNA from Anas platyrhynchos (mallard), 3267 nucleotides. RefSeq names its product D-amino acid oxidase (gene DAO). The record is from RefSeq and is a predicted model, not a curated record. Gene Ontology annotation, biological process: L-proline catabolic process; D-alanine catabolic process; D-serine catabolic process. NCBI's taxonomy places the organism in Eukaryota, Metazoa, Chordata, Aves, Anseriformes, Anatidae. Gene Ontology annotation, molecular function: D-amino-acid oxidase activity; FAD binding. Gene Ontology annotation, cellular component: cytoplasm.
UCUAGGGCCAGGGGGGCCUCCACCUCCCGGGGUCCCCACUGAAGACUUUGGCCCCAUUUUGCCCAGUGCAGGGGGGUGGCUGCGAGCCCUUGGCACUCGGACCUUGGACUGGCUGUGCUGUAAACAAACCUUUCUGCUGAAAAAGCCUUUGAAAACUGCAGGGGCUGCCCGGGGCUGCUCGGCAGAGGGGCCGCAGCCAUGCGCGUGGCCGUCAUCGGGGCCGGGGUGAUCGGCCUGUCCACCGCCUUGUGCAUCCACGAGCGCUUCCAGCCCCUGGUGCCCUGCCUGCAGCUGGAGGUCUACGCCGAUCGCUUCACGCCACACACCACCAGCGACGGGGCGGCGGGGCUGUGGCAGCCCUACCUGAGCGACCACGGCGAGCUGCAGGAGACGCUGUGGAACAAGGAGACCUUCGACCACCUGCUGGGGUACCUCAGCUCGCCAGAGGCGAAGGAGAUGGGGCUUUUCCUCAUUUCGGGCUACAACUUAUUUACACGGCCCAUCCCGGACCCGUCCUGGAAGAACAUUGUCCUGGGCUUCAGGAACUUGACACCGAAGGAGCUCGAACUCUUCCCUGGUUAUAGCUACGGCUGGUUCAACACGGCGCUGAUGCUGGAGUGCAGGAGCUACCUGCCCUGGCUCUCCAACAGGCUGGCACAGAGGGGAGUGAAGUUUUUCCACAAGAAGGUCGGCUCCUUCCAGGAGAUGUUUGCCCAGGGCGUGGAUGUGGUCAUCAACUGCACCGGGGUUCGUGCCGGGGAGCUGCAGCCAGACCCAGCCUUGCAGCCCGCCCGCGGGCAGGUCCUAAAGGUGCAGGCCCCGUGGGUGAAGCACUUCGUCAUCACUCACGACAUGGACUCGGGGAUCUACAGCUCUCCGUACGUCAUCCCGGGGAGUGAGUUCACGGUUUUGGGUGGGAUAUUCCAGCCAGGCAACUGGAACGAAGAGAACAGCGCCCAGGACCACAAAACCAUCUGGGAGAGGUGCUGCAAGCUGCUGCCUUCGCUCCAGAAAGCAAAGAUCGUGGAGGAGUGGAGCGGCUUGAGACCGGCGCGCCCCAGGGUCCGCCUGGAGAGGGAGACCCUCCGCCACGGGCACUCGCAGGCAGAGGUGAUACACAACUACGGGCACGGCGGCUUCGGGAUCACCAUCCACUGGGGCUGCGCCAUGGCAGCGGCCAGGCUGCUGGGGAGCAUCCUGCAGGAGAAGCAGCUGGCCGGACCGCCCCAGUCCCACCUGUGAGUCGCUGCCUGCUCAGCCGGGAUUAGCGUGACAGCAGUAGCUUAGAAAUCACAGCAGAAAGAUGCAAAUAAGGUGGUGAUGCACACGUGGGCUGCUCGACCCUCCUGCCAGCUUCGGCGCCGCUUCCCGGUGUCUCGUUUUCGGGCUGCUGCCAGUUCUGUCGCUGCCAUUAGCCAGAUGGCUGAAUUUCCUCCGCCGUGGCCUCGCACGCCCUACCUAAAGGAAGUGCUUUAAAAUCUGGACUCGUUAUCUGUGGCAAAGUGCACUUCUGUCCCGGGGAUCAGUCUGCAAAGGGUUCGGCUGCAAUCCUGGCAGUCCUGCCAUCCGGGACGGGAUCUGAAACCAAGCCGGUGCCACCCGAGGUCUUCACCGACUGCCCAGACACCCAGAGCCUAAUUAGAUUUGCAGGCUCCCCCCGGGAGGCAAAAGCUCCUUAGUAGGAAGAAGCUGUGGAGCUCCCAGGGAAGUGACCACCGCUCUGAGGGCACGUGCUCCGGCUCCGCCAGCUUUCCUUAAUGCCAGCACCGAGCACGGGUCCUACGGCACCUGGUUAGUGUAGCUGGCAACAGGCAGCAGCAGUGACCUAAAAUGGGCUUUCCAGAUGAUGUUUUUAGUAACAAAAGCAACAUGUUCCAGCCCCGCGUACUUGCCAGGUUCUAUAUAUAGCAGGGAGCAUACGCAAAAUAGCCGCUCUUGGCCCUAAAACUCCCACGGGCGCUUCGGUUCCUCGUCUCCUUCGGCCGUGAGACGGGGCCGGAGCAGCAGCGCUGCAGCCGGGGGGGGGGCUGGCAUGGGGGGCAGCUCUCCGAAGGGUCAGCCCUGCCAGUUUUCCCGUGCCGGGUGCCUUUCUUGCUCCGAAGACUUCACAAAGAGAAAGGGUCGAGCAGCGUUAGCCUCAAACCCAAAGGCAGGCGGUGAUCCUAAGCCCAGUGCCUGCCUUGCUCUGCUCUCCUCUGCAGCCCAGCCGGCUCCCUGCUCCUUUCUGCUACAGCUCCUCUCCCCCUGGAUGCCAGAAAUAGCCUGGCUGGGGACGUACCAGGCAGUGAAUGAGAGCAGCUGCCAUGCAGUUGGGUUCACUUCGCCUCCUGGGGCCCUGGAUUCGAAGCAGCCCAUGGGAAGGGCUCGUUUUGUGGCCGCAGCCCGGGCACCGCUGUGCUCUGCCGAAGGAUCCAACUCCCGAUGAGUUGCUUCAGGUUCCCCAAGGAGAAGAGCGGUGAUGAGCACUCCGUGCUGCUGGGGUGGGUUGCACAUGAGAGAUCCGUGCCCCAUGGGCACAAUCGGGGCUCAUCUCAGCACCACGGAGGUUGCUGUGCCCUGGGAGACCUUCCCGUGGCACCGUUUUCCUCCAAGCACCGUGCAACUGCCCGUACUGUGCACUUUGCAAGUCAGAAUGCCCUGAAAAGCUCUGCUGAGGGCAGCACUUAACUGCUUGGCCUCUUAUUGACGCCGGUAGCUGGUGCACCUCUGCAGCCUGUUAAAAAAAAAACACAGACACAGGAGAAACAGGAGCCCCCGUGGUGUCCGGCCUCUCUGCCAGGAGGGUUUCCCGCUCCACCCGGCAGCUCACCUGAUAGAUCGCAGCCACAUUCGGAGGGUGACAGUCCAGAAAAGGACAGUGAUGGACGUGAUGGAUGUGAUAGAAAGGAUAGAUGACAAUAGAUGGAGAAAAUUUACCGUUGAUUAGUGUGAAACUUAACGGGCUGCGGUGCCUCUGUGGUAAAAGCCAUUCAGUGCCAUAGCAUCCGCUCCAUUUCAUUCAUUCCGAAUUCGGGAGUUACACUCGGGAGGCAGGGGGGUAGCAGUAAGCAAUAAGCGAGCUUGCAAUAAGCUUUUGAUUCCUCUGAUCUUCGAGCCGUUAGGAGCAGCUGUCCUGCGUGGGCCAGGAGACAAACCCGAUCUCACACAGCCUCUCAGAAAACAAGCAGGAAUGAUUAGGUGUUUAAUUUUAUUUGCAGCCUAAUUGUGCUUAUUUGCUAAAAGGUCACAAUUUAAUGUGUGUGCACAAUAAAGGUCAUACUCAAACAC